Molecule: messenger RNA, 8177 nt
Organism: Pimephales promelas (fathead minnow)
Lineage: Eukaryota; Metazoa; Chordata; Actinopteri; Cypriniformes; Leuciscidae
Gene: atp10a
Product: ATPase phospholipid transporting 10A
Biological process (GO): phospholipid translocation
Cellular component (GO): plasma membrane
Molecular function (GO): magnesium ion binding; ATP binding; ATPase-coupled intramembrane lipid carrier activity
Source: RefSeq, a predicted model, not a curated record
CUUCAUCCACUGAGGGAAAAAAAAGAUGCCGCUGUAAAACUUUUCAGUAACGAGAGAAAGGGAGAGAAUUGACGCGAUGGAUGAGGACGAUAAAACAGAGUGAAGAGCAUUUCAUACGGCCCUACAUCAUCAAGGAGGAUCAGCAUGAUUACAUAGAUACCAUCUUUUAUUUGUUCAAGGAAAAGAGACAAAAGUUUUGGUACAAAAGUAUGGCGCGAGAGACUGGAGACACGAAAAGUACCAAAGUGAAAAAGCAUAAAAGGAGGAAAAGCAAAAAGGAGAGUAAAACAAGGAUUGUACACGCCAACAUUUUGUAUGACCAUACCAAAGGAGGGGAUAACCCCAACAACAGACACUAUGCAAACAAUAAGAUCAAAACCACAAAAUACACUCUGCUUUCUUUCCUACCGAAGAACCUCUUCGAGCAAUUUCACCGGUUUGCCAACGUGUAUUUUGUUUUCAUAGCCUUACUGAAUUUUGUGCCUGUGGUCAAUGCGUUUCAACCAGAGUUGGCUCUUGCCCCUGUGGUUUUUAUUUUGUCCGUUACCGCUAUCAAGGAUUUAUGGGAGGAUUACAGACGACACCGCUCAGAUAAAGAAAUAAAUCAUAUGGACUGUCUCGUUUACUGCAGGAGUGAGAAAAGGUAUGUGGAGAAAUACUGGAAGGAGGUACGGGUCGGAGACUUCAUUCGUCUGCGCUGCAACGAGAUUCUGCCGGCGGACGUUCUUCUGCUCAGCAGCAGCGACCCAGACCGCCUGUGUCACAUCGAGACGGCCACACUGGACGGCGAAACCAACCUCAAACAGAGGCAGGUGGUGCGCAGCUUUAUCGACCUGGACUGUGAGUUUGACCCAUCAAAGUACAACAGCAUUAUUGAAUGUGAGAAGCCAAACAAUGACCUCAACAGAUUUCGUGGAUACAUAAUCCAUCGCAGUGGGAGGAGAGACGGGCUAUACAAAGACAAUCUGCUGCUUAGAGGCUGUACCAUCCGCAACACGGAGGAGGCUGUAGGAAUUGUCAUCUAUGCAGGUCAUGAGACAAAAGCAAUGCUGAACAACAACGGCCCACGUUAUAAACGCAGCAAACUUGAGCGGCAGAUGAACGUAGACGUAUUCUGGUGUGUCAUUAUCCUCCUAGUCAUGUGCCUCUUUUCGGCCAUUGGUCAUGGCCUGUGGAUGUUUCAGUACGGAGAUAAGAGGCCCGUCUUUGACGUCCUGAGCCCAGAAGGAACUGACUUAUCUCCAGUGGUCUCAGCCAUUUAUCUCUUCCUGACCAUGAUUAUAGUAUUUCAGGUGCUGAUCCCAAUCUCGCUCUUUGUUUCCAUUGAAAUAGUGAAGAUAUGCCAGGUAUACUUUAUCCAUCAAGACAUGGAGCUGUAUGAUGAGGAAACAGACUCUCACCUCCAGUGCAGGGCUCUGAACAUCACAGAAGACCUGGGCCAGAUGCAGUACAUUUUUUCUGAUAAGACCGGCACACUCACAGAAAACAAGAUGGUGUUUCGCCGUUGUACUGUGGCAGGAGUCGAGUACUCGCAUGAUGCCAAUGCGAGAAGGCUUGCUAUGUACCAGGAGGUGGAUUCAGAGGAGGAGGACUGUACAUCUCAUGGUGGAACUCUCCCACGGCGGGACAGCGUCACCAGUCACCAGAGCGGAAAAGUGGUGUUGCGAACCCAGAGCACUAAAUCUCACCGUCGCACCGGCAGCAGAGCCGAAGCCAAACGGGCCAGCAUUCUGUCCAAACACACUGCCUUCAGUAGUCCAAUGGAGAAGGACAUCACUCCAGAUCCCCAGCUCAUGGAUAAGGUCAAUGAGUGUGGCAGUCAAAUGGAGUUCAUCCGUUUUCACAAUCAGCCCCUGAACCAGAUCCCCCCUGACCAGUGUGACAUCUUUGACUUUUUCAUCGCCCUAACUAUCUGCAACACUGUUGUUGUGUCCUCACCCAAUCAACCCAGACAGAAGGUGCGUCGUUUUGAGUUGAAGUCUCCAGUAAAGACCAUCGAGGACUUCAUCAAGCGCUUCACUCCAAGCCGCCUGACCUCUGGCUCCAACAGCAGCAGCUCCUCCAGUCUGACCACCAACCGCUCGUCCUCCCAUAAAGUGGGCUGCAGCAUGCUUUCCUCCCCUUCGGCCGAGAGCACGCUCACCAAGCUGAACGAGGAGAAGCGUCCAGAGCGUGACCUGCAGCAUGCCUUCAGCCCCGUCCCACCCAACUUCGAUAAAACAAAAGCUUUGGCUCAGGAUGAAUGCGAGCUCAGAUAUGAGGCGGAGUCACCGGACGAGGCAGCUCUGGUUUAUGCAGCCCGGGCCUAUAAGUGUGCUCUUGUUGGGCGUUUACCAGAUCAAGUGACCGUGGAACUUCCACACUUGGGCAAGCUAAGUUUCGAGCUUCUGCACACACUGGGGUUUGACUCCACAAGAAAGAGGAUGUCAGUGGUGGUAAAACACCCGCUGACUGAGCAAAUUACUGUCUACACCAAGGGUGCUGAUUCAGUCAUCAUGGAUUUGAUCAGACCAGCUACAGAUGAUUGCAAAGGAAAGCGACAAAGGAAAAUCUUAUAUAAAACUCAAAACUACUUAAAUCUUUAUGCUGCUGAUGGCCUCAGAACGCUUUGUAUUGCCAAAAAGGUGCUCAGUAAGGAGGAGUAUGCCUGUUGGCUACAGCGCCACCUGGAGGCCGAGACGGCCAUACAGAAGAGAGAGGAGCUGAUAUUUGAGUCUGCAUUACGACUAGAGACCAACCUCCAACUUCUAGGAGCAACAGGUGUUGAGGACAGACUUCAGGAUGGUGUCCCCGAGACUAUCGCCUCUCUGAGGAAAGCGGGCCUUCAGAUCUGGGUGCUGACAGGAGAUAAACAAGAGACUGCUAUCAACAUUGCCUAUGCUUGCAAACUGCUGGACCCUGAGGAGGAGAUAAUCACUCUUAAUGCUGACUCGCAGGAAACCUGUGCUGUAUUGCUGGAGAACAGUUUGCACUACAUCCAGGCCAAGUUCCUUUGCAACUCUCGACCAGAUCCUCAAACAGCUAAAGACUAUGCUGGCAUCCACUUCUCCUCUCCAGUGUGUUCCCCGGCCUCUUCUGGCCACUCCAGCCCGUUCCUAGUGCACCGGCUCGGUUUGGUGAUCGAUGGCCGGACUUUGGCCUACGCACUGGACAAGAGUUUGGAGGACAAGUUCCUGGCGGUUGCUCGAAGUUGCCGGUCCGUUCUAUGCUGUCGCUCAACGCCCCUGCAGAAGAGCAUGGUGGUCAAGUUGGUGCGCAACAAACUCAAGGUCAUGACAUUGGCAAUAGGAGACGGAGCUAAUGAUGUUAGUAUGAUCCAAGUGGCUGAUGUAGGGGUCGGCAUCUCUGGACAGGAGGGCAUGCAGGCGGUAAUGGCCAGUGACUUUGCCCUGCCACGGUUUCGAUACCUGCAGAAGCUGCUCUUGGUUCAUGGCCAUUGGUGUUACUCUCGUCUCGCCAACAUGAUCCUCUACUUCUUCUACAAAAACGCUAUGUUUGUUGCCCUCAUCUUCUGGUAUCAGUUCUACUGUGGGUUCUCUGGGUCAGCCAUGGUUGAUCAGUGGUAUCUGAUCUUCUUCAACCUGAUGUUCUCCGCCUUCCCUCAGCUCAUCACGGGCACCCUGGACAAAGAUGUGUCAGCAGAAACCCUGCAGGAGUUGCCGCAGCUCUACAUGAACGGACAGAACUCAGAGGAAUAUAAACCCUACAUGUUCUGGAUGAACAUGAUAGAUGCCUUUUACCAAAGUCUCAUCUGUUUUUUCAUCCCCUACUUUGCUUACGUUGACUCUGAUGUGGAUUUGUUUACGUGGGGAACUCCCAUCACCACCUUGGCACUCUUCACCAUUUUGCUGCACUUGGGAAUCGAAACUAAAACCUGGACAUGGAUGAACUGGGUAUCGAUUGGCUUCAGUAUAGCUCUCUUCUUUACUGUGGCACUGUGCUACAACGCCUCCUGCCCAACCUGUUUCUCUCCCUCCAACACGUACUGGACCAUGCAGAAGCUGCUGCUAGAUCCUACAUUCUACCUGAUGUGUGUCGUCACACCCAUUACCGCUCUUCUUCCCAGAUACUGUUAUAGAGCUUGUCAGGGAACUUUAUUCCCAAACCCUGUCCACGUGGGGAGACAACUGGACAAACUGCCAGUGGACAUGCGCAGGCUCUUCCUGAAUCAGAGCCAGAUGAAGCUGGGUUCGCUCGGGUCACUGUUUGCCCCCCGCGCCCCAUUUUUCCCUUUCUGCUUGCCUUUCCAGAAAGAUUACGGGCCCGGGGUAAAACAAGCCCACACGAGUGGCACCAAACAGAAGGAGAUGGCUAUUUCCAGCCCCAUCCCAUCAAAGAGCAUGGAGAUGCCGGACACACCAUUAAGCUCAAAGAACUCUGACAACCAUAUCACGCUCAACUUCAGAAUGCAGGAAAAAGUUCAGUCCUGCAGACAGGGCUCAGACGGCCCCCUAUCUGAGAACUUACACUGCGUGAAGGAACCUUCGAGUCCCAAUACAGGCACUUUGCCGUACUCCAAAGACACUCCUGGCUCCAGGACUAUUUUGGAUAGCACAGGCUUGGAGGCCCCGCUGAGCCCAAUAGACCUCUGCCAGGUCGGGUUGCUCACCUCCACUCCUUUGCUUGCUCAAACCGAGGCUAUGCAGCUCAUGUCGCCACCCAGAAGUUGUUUUUUGGGACAAAAGCUAGACGACGAGGAGCAUUCAAACCAAAGAUCCCUACUGAAACGGGCCGGGGAUGUGGAUCACACCCAGUCAUCUUACAGCCUACAAGAACAUUCACUCAAAACAACAUUUCUAUGAUGCUUUCUACCUGUUACGCUGAUUCAAAUUUGCACGUUAGCUUUAUUAAAUGUUAUUAUAUAUUCAUGAAUAUUUUAUGAAGAUAUAGGUUGGUACUACAUAAAUAUAUAUAUUUUAGAUGUAUAAAGUUUAGAAUAAAGUUUGUUUGUGUUUUGAGAGAGAAAGAGAGCGAGAGUGGCCAGCAUGUGCAAACUGGAUGGUCUUAUUUUUACAUUGACUAACUUUUGGGAUUUUUUUUUCUUUGUAAACCAUCUCAAAAGCAGAGAGGGUUUGUUUCUCGAGACAGAAGCAAUCCAGACACAUUCCUUUAUCUGUUUAUUUGAACCUGGAUGUUCUGGCGCACUUUAAAAAAACCUUCCUCUUCUACCAUCAGACACCGCUUGCAGCACUACGCUCGUAUUUCCCCGUCCCAGUCCUAGACCGUACCCUUCACUGUGUCCGUAGCUACAGAAAUUCCCAUAAUACAUUCACACGAGAAGUUUUCUAAUAGGCUACCUGAACUACUGCUUGCUUUUAAACAAAGGUAUGAUCAUUAAAAAACUAGUAAUGUGCUUAGCUGUGACUGGACUGGAGUCAUUUGCAAUAAUAAGACUUUUCAUAAAUGAAUCAUACAUGAUUUGAUUCAUCAUAACAUUUGCUUUACAUUCAUAUCUUCUACCCUUUUUCAUUUACGUGAAUAAUCCCAUUUAGAAAUGUAAUUAAAACAUAUUUAAAUCCGAUUAGGUUUUUUUUUUGCCACUUUAAAUACUUAUACGGCCAAUCUGAUGCAUUAACUAUCAAACGUGUUCAAACAUGUAGUUAAGGUGGCCAUUAUUCACAUGACUUCCUCUGACUCCAGUCGUAGCUCAUGCUAGCGCUUAAUUAGUUUUUGGUUGGUUCAUUCGGCAAUAGUUCAUGUUGUAAAAACUAGUUGUUCGGGUAUUAUUACAUGAUUUAUCUACCCUAUGUGCAAAGUGUUAGUGAAAUUCCUUAAACAUCCCCAGCACUAAAAGUCACACAGUGGAUUUAACGACAGACAACCGCUUUAGCGAAUGCACAGAUUCACACUACACAUGUUGAGAUUUUGUUUUUGCAGUUAGACAGAUACGUUUACUCUAUCGCAUUCCAUUAUUGAAGCUCUUAGACAUCUAUGCAACGUUCAAAUUUUUGCCCACACACGAGCAUUAUCACAUUCACAUACUUAAAGGAGUCAAACAUUGCUUUGUAAAAAUGGAACUGUCUUCUAGUCUAGCACAUUUGAACAUUUAAAUUGCUCAUGUAGUUUUUGUUCUUUUUUUUGCUGCUGCUUUUUGUUUGUACACGCAUUCCUGCAGAAUAAGGUAUCACUUUUGCCUUUUUUUAUAUAUAGUUAUAUUCAUCCAGUCAUAGUGCAGAGUGCUUUAGGAAAUAGAGGCCGAUGCAUAAAGCUACUUAGUGUUUAUUGACAGCAGACGGCCUUAGAAGAUAUGAUUCAGUCCAUGUGCGAACAGAAGGAUGUGCUGAUAAUGGCACUUAACCGUCAUUUUUUAGCUUUAUCGGUUCAAAUAUGCAUCUGCUUUGAUUGUAUUUUUCUGCUGUUUACUCUUUAAAAGAUUGACCAAAGAUGCAAGAAGCACAUGACUGCUGGAGUUUUUGUACUGUAACCGUUGCAUUUAGCGAUUUAUUCGGCUCAGGGUUGCUGCUCCUUUGUUAAAUUUCAGCCAAAAUGAAAAAUUCUGUCGUCAAUUAAUCAUCCUCGUUUAAUUCCAAACCUGACUGAGUGUCUGUUGUUGUUGUCCAUCCAAUAAAAGUCAAUGGUGUCCAAAACAACAUUGGACCAUAGAUCCCAAUGAAAAAAGUAAGUCAUAAUGGGUUUGGAAUUGUGAGAGUGAGUGAAUGAUGUACAGGAUUGUCUUUUAUGGUGGAACCAUUCCUAUAUGUGUCUUUGUGCCCUAACGGCCCCAGAGACUGUAUCCAAACUGGUCCUAUUGUUUCAUUACUGGAAGCUAUAUGCAUUCGCGUCACGCUCGCCCUCAGGAACCGUAAGCACAUGUUCAUGAAAACGGACGUAUUUGAUCAGCCCAUUCUAAGGGAACUAACGAACUAGGCUGAGACUCGUUCUUUUAAAGCUGUAAUAUGUGUAAUGAACGGAUCAGGCUAUCCUUUUGUUCCGCAAUAGAAAAUUCCACGAUUCUGCAAAUGUCAGGGGUGUGGCGUAACAUAGAGUCCCCUAGAGAGAUGCUAAAAUAGUUUUUAUGAGAUGAUUUGUCAUGCUGUGCUCACAUAACCUCAAGGCCUCACCAAUCUGUUCGUUCGAGAUCUCAUUUGGGCAGUCGCUAUCAAAACCGCUGAUUUAUGAACAGUCUACCAGGAGGAUUAUGAGAUCUAUUGUGCUCAUUACAGAAUGAAUGGCGCGAUUAGAAUGUGCCCGGACCAAAAAACAAGGGUGUUAUAUUUUGCAAGCUCCUCGAAUUGUACUUCUGAUUCUUAAACGGAAAAACCUAGAGUUGUAUAUAAAGUGGGUGGCUGUGAUCGGGAGGAAAUGACUGAUUGUGUCUGCAUACGAUAAAAGGCUAAUAUGAAGCACAAGUAUUUUGUCCCCUCAGUUUUUUUCUUCUGCACUGCUCAGGUUCAGCAAUAUGAGCAAUACGUUUUUUGUCUCGUCAAAAUUGUAUUGUUUAUAGCAUCCUGGACUUUAUUUUCGUAGUCUGAUAGUAGCAAAUUUUGUAUGUGCUGAAGUGCUUUAGUAUAUGCGAGAAAAACGGUUUUAUACGAUGUGGAAAUAUAUGUUAUGUGCCUUAACACUGGAGAACACAUAUGUAGACGGCAAUACAUAGUGAAUUUUAUAUACGUGCAGGAUAUGUAAAGUUAUGAUUGCAGUUUAAUAAAAGAAAAACUUUGGUUUUUAAGGAAUUUAAGAGAUUAUGCUGUAUUUUUUAUUUUAUUUUUUUCGUACUCUGUUUUUUGGUGUGUUUUUUUAGAUUGGAAUGUGCCAGUACUUGGAUCCCAGGUUUCAGGUCUGUCGAGUUCUUGGCCAAGCAUCACAUGCUGUAAUAAAAUCCAUUCACAGUUGCAUUCCAGAGCCUUCCCUGACUUCAGGGCAAAAGGAAUGCCGUCCUUCAGAGUUUGUCAUAGCACACAUGUAACCAUCGGGUGGACUUUUUAAUACUGUCGUCGCUGCCAUGACUGUUUCUGGCUCAUUGUACUGUAAUUGGUGUUUGGUAAAGUCACACAAAGGGUUCAGUAUGUUCUCACUUUAGACUCACUACAUUGACAACCCUUUAUAAAAACACCGGUUUCAAUUGUUUCUGUGACAUGUUUGGGGGGGUUUGUUAAAUUGUUCACUCGUUCAAUGUUUGUUUCUUUGACAAGAACAACUCUUAAUGUCAUAAAACUAAAAUAAAUGGUAAGCCAAUG